This is a messenger RNA of Brienomyrus brachyistius, 5477 nucleotides long. Its product is annotated as transient receptor potential cation channel subfamily M member 4-like. The record is from RefSeq and is a predicted model, not a curated record. NCBI's taxonomy places the organism in Eukaryota, Metazoa, Chordata, Actinopteri, Osteoglossiformes, Mormyridae. Gene Ontology annotation, biological process: calcium ion transmembrane transport. The transcript is spliced from 33 exons. Gene Ontology annotation, molecular function: ligand-gated calcium channel activity; calcium-activated cation channel activity. Gene Ontology annotation, cellular component: membrane. The coding region runs from base 179 to 5239 and encodes 1686 amino acids.
AAACCACACCCUCACCUGCGCGUUCAUAUACCGCACACCGGCUAUUGCUCUACGCAUAAGGCCACUGACACAUUUUGGCUGUAUUUACUGCAGAAGAACGAAUAACGCAGCUUUUAGUAGUUUCACCGAGGACACAUUCACAUUUACCGACACUGGGUUGCAUACAGUCCGAGGAAAUAUGAGAGAGGCGAAGAAAGACGAGGGCGGAGGGAAGCGUGCGGCGACGGGGACGGAUAAAGAUCAGAGCUGGAUUCCUAAAAUCAUCAAGAAGAGAGUGUGUACGACCUUUGUAGAAGAUUCAUUUAGCAAUGGGGCCCUCUGCCAGUGUGGAGCCUCACGGGACACACACACCGCAGUGGCCGUGGGGGAUUACUUUAGCACAGCCAUUGUGAGCCGGUGGGAAAGCAUCCAGCACUCCUCGGAGCAGCCCACGGACGCCUUUGGCCAGCUGGACUUCCUCGGAGCUGGGAGACGACAGAGCCGUUUCCUGCGCUUGUCCUGCGACACGCCCCCGAGCAUCGUGUACACCCUGAUGACCGUCCACUGGGGUUUGCCAGUGCCCAAUCUGGUCUUGUCCUUGGUGGGCGGAGAUGGCCGGGUGAAGGUGAAGAGCUGGAUCCGAGAGGUGCUCAGGCGGGGGCUGGUGAGGGUUGCACAAAGCACAGGGGCAUGGAUUAUCACGGGGGGAUUACGAGAGGGGCUGACAAGGUGCAUUGGGGAGGCGGUGAGGGACCACAGAGCGGCUGCCUCCUCUCUCUCUCAUGCCAAGGUCAUUGCCCUGGGCAUCGCACCCUGGGGCCUCGUGCUGAACCGGCAGCAGCUGGUGAACCCGAAGGGCAGCUUCCCGGCCAGAUACUACGUGCAGAACACGUCACACGACUCUCACAGCCUGGACCACAACUAUGAGGCUUUCCUCCUAGUGGACGACGGAAGUGUGGGCCGCAGGGGGGGUGAGACUGGCUUCAGGGUCUCUUUGGAGGACCACAUCUCUCAUCAGCGGACUGGCAUUUUGGGGAGUGGAAGCAUUGAGAUCCCAGUCCUGUGUAUGCUGGUUGGAGGGGAUUCAGCCAUGCUGGAGCGAGUAGACAUGUCCCUCCGGAAAUCUGGGCCCUGGUUGGUCCUUGCGGGAUCGGGCGGCGUUGCCGAUCUGAUCUGCGAGAUGCUCGGGAAACUGGCCCCGGCAGCCAAUGAACUGCAGGCAGCGCCAGCCAGCACCGAGCUGAGGGAUCAGGUUGGAGAUCUAGUGAAGAAGCACUUUCCCUCAGACGAAGAGAGCAACAUGGAGAAGCUGACUGAAAGGGUUCUCAGUAUAUAUCAGAACAGGGAGCUGAUCACCGUGUACCACGGGGAGCAGGACGGGCCGGACGACUUUGAUACAGUGCUGCUCAGAGUCCUUGUCAGAGCUCGCAAGAACAGAGGCUCCCACGGUGCCAGCCCACAUACGGAGGAGCUGAAGCUGGCUGUGGCCUGGAACAGAGUGGACAUUGCCAAGAGUGAGCUCUUCAACGGGGAUAUACAGUGGAAGUAUGAAGACCUGGAAGAUUCCAUGACAGAUGCCCUGGUGAAUGAUAAGCCGCAGUUUGUACGGCUCUUCAUGGAGAACGGUCUGAAUAUCCUGGAGUACCUGACGUACGGCCGCUUGGAGGCCCUGUACCAUUCAGUGCCGGACAGCUCAGUGCUUUAUGUGCAGCUGCAGCGACGUCUGAGUGAGCGUCAGUGUGCUGGCGGCUUUGUGUCCUACUCCACCAAGCCCUCCGCCAAGGGUACGGAGAACCCCCAGUCUGGACCUCGCUCCAUCAAAGAUCUCAGUUUGUACGAGGUGUCUCGGGUCUUAUGGGACAUGUUAGGGGACGUGUGUCAGCCAUUUUACUAUCAGCCUUUGGAACUCGGGCAAAACACCAGCUCAAGAAGGGCUGUCAAGAGCGUAAGCAGACUGUUGCAGGGCACAUGUGCCUACCGGGAACAGCGCUGCCAGUCUCCCUGGCUCGCUCUCUUCAUGUGGGCUGUCCUGCAGAACCACGGAGAAAUGGCUUCUUUUUUCUGGGAGAUGGCAGAAGAGUCAGUGCUCACUGCCCUGAGUGGGUGUAAGAUCCUGAGGGAGCUCUCCAAGCUGGAGGACGAGACAGAGGCUCAGCUCUCCAUGAAAGAGCUGGCACAGAGGUUUGAGAACCGGGCACAUGACAUCUUCAGAAAGUGCUACGAGAGCAGUGAGAGUCGCUCAUUCACGCUGCUCAUUGCCAAGUCGGCAGCGUGGGGUGGAGCUACCUGCCUGCAGAUGGCGAUGGCGGCUGACGCCCGCCACUUCUUCAGCCAGGAUGGCGUGCAGGCCCUGCUGUCUCAGAUCUGGUGGGGUGAUAUGGAGAGAAGCACUGAGAUGUGGAGACUCAUCCUCACCUUCUUCAUCCCACCUCUCAUCUACACUAACCUCAUCUCCUUCAAGAGAGAUCAAGAAGAGGACUGCAAGGAUAAAAACAUGCCCCACAUAUGGGAGACUGAUGGCUUAGAAGGAGAGACCAUCUUCUCUUUCGCUGACAUCAAGCCCACUGAAGAAGAAGCUGAAGAAUACAGGGCUCUCAGAUCUAAAAGACCCUCAGCAAGAACUUAUAAGCACCCCUAUGUGGUGUUCAGAUGGCGACAGUUCUGGUUCGCCCCGAUCACGACUUUCCUCGGCAAUGUGCUCAUGUACUUCCUUUUCCUCUUCCUGUUUGCCUAUGUGUUACUGAUUGACUUCAAGCCACCCCCUUUCCAAGGCCCCACCACAACAGAGUUGGUGCUGUACUUCUGGGUCUUUACUCUAGUUUGUGAAGAAAUCCGACAGAGCUUCUUUAUUGCCAGUACCUCUGUGUCGCAGAGGAUAAGGCUCUACAUUCAGGAUGUGUGGAAAAAGUGUGACCUCACAGCCAUCUCUCUCUUCAUCAUUGCACUGAUCUGCAGGAUGUUUGAAACGUCCUACGAAUGUGGUCGGGCGGUUCUGUCCCUCGAUUUCUUGGUCUUCACGCUGAGGCUCAUCCAUAUCUUUGAAAUCCAUCAGCAGAUGGGACCCAAGAUUAUUAUUGUGGGCAAGAUGAUGAAGGAUGUCUUCUUUUUCCUUUUCUUCUUGCUGGUGUGGCUUAUGGCGUAUGGAGUAGCCAAUCAGGCGCUGCUGUACUCCUAUGACCACCGGCCAGAUUGGCUCCUGCGUCGCAUUUUCUACAGACCGUAUUUGCAUAUAUUUGGACAAAUCCCAUUAGAGGAGCUAGACGCUGCAAAGAUGGGACAGAUGAACUGUACAAAUAACGUUACCCUCAUCCAUGCUGGGUUUGAGCCCUGCAUGGACACCUAUGCCAACUGGCUGGUUAUUGUGCUGCUAGUGGUGUACCUGCUGGUCACCAACAUCCUCCUAAUCAACCUGCUGAUCGCCAUGUUCAGUCACACAUUCGCCAAGGUUCAGGACAACAGUGACAUCUACUGGAAGUUCCAGCGCUACAGGCUGAUCGAGGAGUACCACUCAAGGCCCUCUCUGGCACCGCCGUUCAUCAUCCUCUCUCACCUGCACCUCUUCAUCAAGAGGAAUAUCCGCCGGGUUCCCUCAGUCAAAGUCCUGCACUUUGCACUGGAGCUGGACGACAAGAAGUUCAACAAGCUGGUGACCUGGGAGUCCAUUCAGAAGGAGGGCUUCCUGGUGGCCCAGAACAAGAAAGAGAGAGAAAGUGAUUCUGAGAGGCUCAAGCGCACCUCCUUCAAGGUGGACAGCAUGCUGAAGCAGGUGACAGAGAUCCGGGAUCAUGAUCGCAGACUGAGGCUGUUGGAAAAUGAGCUGGAGUACUGCACUAAUGCCCUCUCUUGGAUGGUGGAGAUGUUGUCCCAAAGCGACUUGGUCACCAUCACACGCCCACCUCCAACAUUUAAAGGUGUCAUGGCACAGGACGAAGAACAAAGCGGUUACCAGCAUGACAGUGCAGAUGAAAAUGUGGAAUAUGCAUAUGGUGCUGAUGAGGAUGAUGAGGUGGGUGACAGUAAAACAAAAAGAAUCACUGAGGAUGACACUGAGAGUGAUGAUCAAGAUGAUCAUCUUUUAUAUAAUCAUGAUGAGAGUGAUGAUCAUGAUGAUAAUUAUGAUGAAGAUGGCAGUGACGAGGAAUAUGCUGCAAAUGAUGAUAGCAGUGAUAAUGAUCCAGACGACAGUGAUGAACCUGACAGUAAAGAGGAUGAUGAUGAUGAUGAUCAUCAUCAUCAUAGUGAUAACCUAGGUAACAGUGAUGAAUCUGAUGACAGAGUGGAUGAUGAUGAUAAGGAUCACAAUGAUGAUAAUCUAGAUGACAGUGAUGAAUCUGAUGACAGAGAGGAUGAUGAUGAUGAUGGUGAAGAUGAGGAUCACACUGAUAAUCUGGAUGACAGUGUUGAACCUAAUGACAGAGAGGAGGAGGAUGAUGAUGAUCACAUUGAUAACAAUCUGGAUAUUGGAGAUGAAACUAAUGUCAGAGAGGACAACGAUGACAAUGAUGAAGAUGAUCACAGUGAUAAUCUUGCUGACAGUGAUGAACUUAAUGACAGAGAGGAUAAUCAUGAUGAUGACACUGAUCAUCUGGAUGACAGUGAUGAACCUGAUGACAGAGAGGAUGAUGAUGAUCAUGAUCUAGAUGACCGUGAUGAACCUGAUGAGAGAGAGGAUAAUGACGAUGAUGAUGAUAAUGAUGAAACUGAUGACCGAGAGGAUAAUGAUGACGACGAUGAUGAUGAUCACAGUGAUAAUCUGGGUGACAGUGAUGAACCUGAUGACAGAGAGAAUAAUGACGAUGAUGAUUAUCACAGUGAUAAUGAUUUAGAAGAGCAUGAGGAAGAUGGAAAUGAUGAUGGGACUGAUAAAAAUGCCACAAAUGAACAUCAAAACAAAGAUGGCAGUGAUGACAGCACUAAUGAAGAUGAUGCCACCAGUGAUAGAGAUGAUUCUGCUAACAGAGAUUACCAUGAACAGCACCAAGAAGCUCUCCAUAGUGACGAUCAAGACAAUGGAGAGGACAAUGGUGUGCAUGGACACUAUCAGGAGGGAUCUAUUUGUAGCUACUGUUCGCUCUGUAAGCACUGUGACAUCUGUAAUAUAUGCCCAUGUGAAGAUGGAGACGACUCAGAGCACUGCAAACACUGCCAGUCAUGUUACUUCUGCCAAGCUUGUUCUUUGAUAUGUGAGACGAUUUGUGAACCCGGGGGCUACGUUGAUGAAUUGUCUAGAUCACUCUACCAGACAAUAGCUAAAGCCUAGGAGCAGCCUGGACCCUGAUCCCGAGUCAUCACUGUAUGACUGAAGAAAAAAAAACACAUGCACUAAUCCUGGGAGUGUCAUUAGUUAUCAUUAAAAUAAAUUCAGGGUUUGGCACUUUGCAUAGUUUUUCUAAUGUCAAUGCAGUUAAAUGAGACAAAAAAAUGUAUUUUCCUGUUGAACGAAGCAGCUAACUGUGGUUUCAAAAGUAACUGAUAAUAAAAUGUAAUUGAUUAUAAAA